Molecule: messenger RNA, 2433 nt
Organism: Ustilaginoidea virens
Lineage: Eukaryota; Fungi; Ascomycota; Sordariomycetes; Hypocreales; Clavicipitaceae
Exons: 3
Coding region: 1-2433 (810 amino acids)
Biological process (GO): generation of catalytic spliceosome for first transesterification step; mRNA splicing, via spliceosome
Cellular component (GO): U2-type catalytic step 2 spliceosome; post-mRNA release spliceosomal complex; Prp19 complex
Molecular function (GO): protein binding
Source: RefSeq, a predicted model, not a curated record
AUGGCUGUUUUGUCUGCGGGACCAAGAGCUCUCGAAGGAGUAUCAAAUGAGGAUCUGAUUUAUGAACAAGAUGUGUUGCGUGAUCUCAGUAGCAUCAAGCCGUGGAUCACCUAUAUCGAUUUUAAGUCUCGACAUGGUUCACUUUUGGAGCAAAACAUGGUAAUGGCGCGGGCCUGCGCCCAAUUACCGCGGUCGUAUAAGCUAUGGAUAAAGUAUCUUUCCUUUCGCACAGCUCACGUGGCGAAGCUGAAUCCAGCGACUUUUGCCUCCGAAUACGCCAAAGUCAAUGCGUUGUUUGAAAGAGCCCUCAUUCUUCUUCAUAAAAUGCCCCGGAUAUGGGAGAUGUACCUACAGUUUCUGAGCAGGCAACCUAAAAUCACUUUUAUCAGACGUGCCUUCGACCGCGCCUUGAGGGCUUUACCGAUUACGCAACACAAUCGAAUUUGGACACUGUAUCUGCCGUUUGCGAACGCCGCCGCAGGAAACACUUCCAUCAAGAUCUGGAGGCGCUAUAUGCAGGUACAUCCAGAGGAGAUGGAGGACUUCAUCGAGCUGCUCGUCGAGAAUGGCGCCUACACCGACGCGGUGUUAUGUUACAUGGAUCUCCUGAACAAUGUUCGAUUCACAAGCAAACAUGGCAAAGGUCACUACGAACUAUGGGGUGAGAUGAUCGAUCUGCUGGUGGCCCAUGCAUCCGCUAUUGAAUCAAACUACGAAACUGGCAUAGACGUCGAAGGCAUCAUCAAAAGCGGAAUACGCCGCUUUUCUGAUCAAAGGGGCAAACUUUGGGCCGGACUCGCUACCUAUUGGAUUCGAAGAGGCAGUUUCGAGAAGGCCCGGGACGCCUUCGAGGAGGGAAUUACCACAGUCAUGACAGUCAGGGACUUCGCGCUUAUAUUCGAGUCAUAUACAGAAUUCGAAGAGUCAGUAAUCAGAGCGCUCAUGGAAAGCGCCUCGAGCCGGGCGACAGGCAGCGAAGAUGAUGAUGACGUGGAACUUGAGUGGGAAGUUCGUAUGAUGCGUUUCGAGCACUUAAUGGAUCGCCGUCCCUUUCUAGUCAACGACGUGCUACUACGCCAGAAUCCAAAUCUUGUGUCGGAGUGGGAGAAACGAGUUGCGCUCUGGAGCGACAACAACGAGGAGGUUAUCCGCACAUACGCACAGGCCAUUGCUGCCAUCAACCCAAAACAUGCCAUUGGCUCAUUCCACAAGUUGUGGGCUAACUAUGCACGAUUCUAUGAACGAGGGGGAGACAUUCGAAACGCUCGCAUAAUCAUGGAAAAAGCGGUCAGGGUUCCAUUUAAAUCUGUUGCUGAGCUGGCAGAUAUGUGGAUCGAAUGGGCUGAGCUGGAGCUUCGCAAUAAGAAUUUCGAUGAAGCUGCGAGAAUCAUGGCGAAGGCUGUCCAAGCCCCGAAGAGAUCAUCAGUCGACUAUUUCGAUGAAUCACUCUCAGCACAACAGCGGGUGCACAAAAGUUGGAAACUCUGGAGUUUCUACGUGGACCUUGUGGAGAGCGUCUCCACGCUGCCAGAAGUUAGGAAGGUCUAUGAGCGUAUUCUUGAGCUUCGUAUCGCAACCCCACAAACCAUUGUCAACUACGCGAAUGUCUUGGAAGAAAACAGAUACUAUGAAGAGUCGUUCAAGGUUUACGAGAGAGGGCUGGACUUGUUCAGUUACCCCGUGGCAUUCGAGCUGUGGAAUUUAUAUUUGACCAAGGCAGUAGAUCGCAAAAUAGGAAUCGAAAGGCUGCGGGAUCUGUUUGAGCAAGCCGUAGAGGACUGUCCUCCCAGAUUCGCGAAGACUAUCUACCUAAUGUACGGAAACUUGGAAGAGGAGCGAGGGCUGGCAAGACAUGCAAUGCGCAUCUAUGAAAGAGCAACGAGAGCGGUCAGUGACGAGGACCGCGCCGACAUGUUCAACCUCUACAUCACCAAGUCAGCCUCCAACUUCGGAUUAUCGUCAACCCGUCCCAUUUACGAAAGAGCUAUUACCGCGCUUUCAGAUUCAGAAGUCAAGGAGAUGUGCCUCAAGUUUGCGGAUAUGGAAAAGCGGCUGGGCGAAAUCGACAGAGCGCGCGCCAUUUACGGACACGCCUCGCAAUUCUGCGAUCCUCGGACGAAUCGGGAUUUCUGGGAGCGAUGGGAGCAGUUUGAGGUUCAGCACGGAAACGAGGAUACUUUCAAGGAGAUGUUGCGCGUCAAACGAAGCGUUCAGGCGCAGUACAACACCGACGUCAACUUCAUCGCAACGCAAGCCCUGGCUCGCGGUCAACAGGCCUCGGCGCAGCCUCCGCCUUAUACGGUCACUGCACCGGGCCUUGGCAAACAAGCAGCGGCAAUGCCGGGUUUCGUAGCGGCGAGUGACUCGCUUCCAUCGACAGUUCGGCAAGGGGAUACGACAGCAAACCCAGAUGCUAUCGAUAUAGAGCAAUGA